Messenger RNA from Eucalyptus grandis, 665 nucleotides. RefSeq lists its product as uncharacterized. The transcript has 3 exons. The record is from RefSeq and is a predicted model, not a curated record. The coding region runs from base 210 to 398 and encodes 62 amino acids. NCBI's taxonomy places the organism in Eukaryota, Viridiplantae, Streptophyta, Magnoliopsida, Myrtales, Myrtaceae.
UCAAUAAUCCAAGACCAAAAUAAUAUUUGGAGGAAUCUUCCGAAGACUCCUCGGAGCGUAUAAAUGGAAUAAGCCCGAGCAUUUUGUAACUCAAAGACCACUCGAUCGUCGUUCUCGUUCGGCUCCUGGGGAGUGCAAAGAAAUCGCACAGCAGCAGAGAGAACUUGCAUCCAAUCUUGAGCCAGAGAGGUAUCUGAUUACUUGGUACAAUGCCACAUAAGACCCGCCCCAUGACGGCUUUGUUAUUGUUUACCGGAGUAAACGCCAUUUUGGUCUCAACUAUAACUCCCGUUUAUGACUUCGUCUGCUUUCUACCUUACUGGGAGAGAAGGAGAGAACAUCGUCGUCAGGAACGUGAAGCUGCUUUAGCUCAGAAUUCCAGUGCUGGAUCAACAUAGAAUCAACUAGGGUGCCAUGUCUCCCAUACUGGAGUUCCUUUAUUUGCAUCUUGACCUAUCCAUACAAUUUGUUCGCAUCCUCAGCAAGAGGGGUUCUGGUUGAAAUCACUGAGCAAGCUCUCUCUUUACAAGUCCCAGUUGAUUACUAUUUGCAGCUGUACAUAUAAUUGUUGAAUUCUAUUGACAUUUCAUUAUGGUAGGUUGUACUGAUUAGCUCGAACUGAUCCUACCGAUAGUGCUAGUGCAGUCGAUUUCUUCUACCCCACA